AUGUUUCUCAACUGGUCUAUGACGAAUUGGAAAAUCGUCAAGUCGGAGAUUCGCUCACGGUGCGGUUUCUGCGGUAUCAUUAUGCAUGACUGGGCGGACCGGACCGAUCACUUGGCGGAGCAUUUUAAGAGCGGAAAAACAAUGGCUGACUGGCAUGGUGAUUGGGGGUUUGACCCAUCGGUACUGGAAAUGCUCACCAAUUCUAUUCCGCCCUAUCUCAUCGAAAAUGAACAACAAUCCCCUUUUCCAUUCCUCGCUAGUGUCGCGCCUACUGAGUCUCCGCGGAACGCAUACGAGCUUAUUACAUUAGAACUUGCCUACUUCAUGGCCAACCACGAGGAAAAGACUAAUGCCCUCCCGAAGGACAGAGAUAUUCAGGUAGAGGCGUGUCGUAUAAUCUACGCUUCUGAAGUACUGUCCACACAACGAGACAUCGCAGCAGAAUCCUCCUGGUUACGAGACCUCGUCAUGUCUUCAGAUGAAAUUGCCUCAAGUGCAAGAUUUGCACCUCUCCGACGACGAGCCGAAAAUAGGAGUGCCAUUCUCAAGAUCAAUGGAAAAGACAAUCUUUUCGAGCAGUGUCCGCUUGAGGUCCAACUACACGACUUUGUUCAUGUUAAAGUCCUUCGGAACAUGACGGUAUCAAAUGAAAUGCUCCAAGAGGAAGCUUGUCACAUUAUUCGGCGAAUGGAAAAGGCGAGCAUUUUGCCAUGUCGUUACCCUGCUGACUGGCUCGUGCGACUUGUCAAGUCGUCGACUGGAUGGCUAAGCAAUUUUCGCCAACGAGCCCGUCUUCCACCUUACGUUGAUGCUGACGCUCCUGUUGAUUUGUUACAAGAAACGGCGGGGAAUAUAUACACCUACACCGGACUUGAGCGAUACCUGGGAGACUAUAUCGACUCCCGGCGAGCCAUAGGCAUCGAACCGUCAAGUGAGGAACUGGAGCGGAAAGCUCAUUCAUUCAUCUACCAAUCUGGAUUGCACCAUGAUAAAGUGGACAACUCGGAAUGGGCGGCCAAUUUCAAGAGGCGUCAUGAUCAAAUACACCAUGGGACAACAGCGGUAGGGACCUUGAGCCCUGGACGGUCACUGCAUGAAGUCAUGCUACCAAACGAGCCACAACCCAACUCAGAGAUGCAACCUAACGACGACAGUGGCAGUCCUGGGAGAUUUGAAGAUUUGAUGACAAACACCUUUUUCCUGAAUGAUACCGAUUGCUAUCGUCGUCUGGCACAGGAGUUGACCCGAUUCGUCACCUCUACAAUGUCUCCCAAUAAUCCGAAUCGGCAUGUUCCUACCGAUGCAGAAAUCCAAUAUCAGGCGCGAUGGAUCAUGUUUGAUUGCGAUGACCCCUGGAAUCAAACUGCUGCUGAAAACAGUGAAUGGCUGAAUCGUUUUAAGCGCGACGUAGGCAUACUGCCUCCAAAGACGUGA
Messenger RNA from Clonostachys rhizophaga, 1434 nucleotides. The record is from the annotation of a GenBank genome assembly. NCBI's taxonomy places the organism in Eukaryota, Fungi, Ascomycota, Sordariomycetes, Hypocreales, Bionectriaceae.